UUCACUCUCUAAAUAAUUUAUCUAAUUAUACUAGUGAACACACUUCGGCAACUUGUGGUCACUCAUCAAGUAAACACUAUUGACACUACGUGUCUCAUCUACCAAUAUCAAUUGCUACAAUUACUGUCUUUAAAUAAACUGUAAGGGUUUCAGAAUGUCUAAAGUAAAGCUUCUUUCGUCGGAUAAUGAAGAAUUCACUGUUGACAGAAUUGUUGCUGAAAAGAGUAUUCUUAUCAAAAACAUGCUUGAAGAUAUGGGUGAAAUGAAUGUUCCAAUUCCUUUACCAAACGUGUCUUCCAAUGUACUGCGCAAGAUUAUUGAAUGGUGUGAACACCACAAGAAUGAUUUGUAUACAGGAAAUGAAGAUGAAACUGAAAUUCGUCUGAAAAAAUCCACAGACAUUGAUGAAUGGGAUCAAAAGUUUAUAUCCGUGGACCAAGAAAUGCUCUUUGAAAUUAUUCUUGCUAGUAAUUACCUUGAUAUCAAGCCACUACUUGACACUGGAUGCAAAACAAUUGCAAAUAUGAUUCGUGGUAAAAGCCCGGAGGAUAUUCGCAAAACCUUUAAUAUCCCCAAUGACUUUACUCCUGAGGAGGAAGAACAGAUCAGAAAGGAAAACGAAUGGGCUGAAGAUCGUUAAUAUAUCUUCGGUAUAUCCAAAUCUAUGGGAGUCACACACGAUUUGUAUUAUAAAUAAACUCAAACCACUCAUAAAUGCAAGCAUUAUGCAGUUGAUUGAAUGGAAAUAAGUAUAAAGCUUCUGAGCUAAUACGAAAUGAAGAGUAUAUAGAUACUCUUAUCGGCAAGCUCAAACAAUCUCCCAAGCCUUAGCUUUGACCGUUUCCCAGUAUAUGUUUACAGAAAUUAUCACUUGAAAUAAAACUACACAAAACC
Messenger RNA from Schizosaccharomyces japonicus yFS275, 894 nucleotides. RefSeq names its product SCF ubiquitin ligase complex subunit Skp1. Lineage: Eukaryota; Fungi; Ascomycota; Schizosaccharomycetes; Schizosaccharomycetales; Schizosaccharomycetaceae. The record is from RefSeq and is a predicted model, not a curated record. Gene Ontology annotation, cellular component: single-stranded DNA-dependent ATP-dependent DNA helicase complex; CBF3 complex; kinetochore. The coding region runs from base 155 to 640 and encodes 161 amino acids. The transcript has 4 exons. Gene Ontology annotation, molecular function: DNA replication origin binding; ubiquitin protein ligase activity; ubiquitin-protein transferase activity. Gene Ontology annotation, biological process: protein-containing complex assembly; G1/S transition of mitotic cell cycle; protein neddylation.